GUGGCUUCAGGAGAACUUAUUCUCUUUCCUUUCUUACACCUCUCUAAAUUUUCUUCUCUCAUCGCAAAGCGCAGAGAGUCUCUGCAUCUUCUUCGAUUCCCCUUGUCUUGUUUAUGAGCUCAAAGGAGAAACCCACUCUUGGUGGUACGCGGAUUAAGACCCGCAAACGGAAUAUUGCAGCGCCUCUGGACCCUGCAGCAUUUGCGGAUGCAGUGGUCCAGAUUUAUUUGGAUAAUGCUGGUGAUUUGGAACUUGUUGCCAAGAGCAUUGAGUCUACAGACCUUAACUUCUCAAGAUACGGUGACACCCUUUUUGAGGUUAUCUUCACAGGGGGCCGUACACAACCUGGAACAAUUAAACCUGAUGAAGGGGACCGCCACCCUUACUCUGUAAUUGAGUGUGAACCUAGACGUGAAGUCAUUUUGCCAUCUGUAAUCUAUGUGCAGAAGAUAUUGAGGAGAAAACCGUUUCUUAUAAAGAAUCUUGAAAAUGUUAUGCGGAGAAUGUUGCAAUGUUUGGAGUUCUUUGAGGAAAAUGAGAGGAAGAAGUUGGCAAUUUUUACAGCCCUUGCCUUUUCCCAGAAGCUUUCUGGCCUCCCGCCAGAAACGGUUUUCCAGCCAUUGCUCAAAGAUAACCUUGUUGCCAAAGGGCUAGUCCUCUCAUUUAUCACAGACUUCUUUAAAGAAUAUUUGGUUGACAACAGUCUUGAUGAUUUGAUCUCAAUCCUUAAGCGGGGUAAAAUGGAAGGUAAUCUCUUGGAGUUCUUCCCUUCGGCAAAGCGGACACCUGAAGCUGUCUCUGAGCAUUUCAC
This is a messenger RNA of Nicotiana tabacum (common tobacco), 811 nucleotides long. The record is from RefSeq and is a predicted model, not a curated record. Lineage: Eukaryota; Viridiplantae; Streptophyta; Magnoliopsida; Solanales; Solanaceae.